Molecule: messenger RNA, 2307 nt
Organism: Sesamum indicum (sesame)
Lineage: Eukaryota; Viridiplantae; Streptophyta; Magnoliopsida; Lamiales; Pedaliaceae
Product: protein tesmin/TSO1-like CXC 5
Biological process (GO): regulation of DNA-templated transcription
Cellular component (GO): nucleus
Source: RefSeq, a predicted model, not a curated record
AAAAUCAAUGAGAGUUGUACUCAAAGUACUCCUCCACUAAGACCUCAAUCUCACAUCUCUCUCCCCAAAAUCCCCAAAAUUUACCCUGUUUUUCUACUUCGUUUCCAGAAAGAAAGAUUCAGUUUUGAGCGAAUGAUGGGCGUGAAUUCAAAUCCAUAUUCGUUUCUUGAAACGGAAAGUGAGAAUGAGAGUUAAGAAAUUCAAUGCCCAUCAGAUUUUUUUCUUUUUUUUCCUUGGAAAAGUGAAGAUUGUAUUUCUCUUGAAUUAUAGAUUGCGUUCUUCGCUCCAAAUUUGCCUUUUGGGGAGUGGAAGAGCAAACCCGUGAUUUGUUUUCUUUUUUCUCGUUGUACGAAAAUCAAAACCCAUAAAUUUUUCUCAGUAAUUUAUAAAACUUGGGGUGAUGGAGCAGAGCGAAGCGGCGGCGCCGGUGGUGAGGCAGUUGGACUUUUCUGUUAGCUAUAAUGCUUCGACGAAAGCCAAUGCAUUGGCCAAGGGUAUUUUGAUAUUGCCUGAGCAUCCGCAGGCUCAAUUGCAGUCCAAGUUGCUGGCUUUAGCACAAUCCCAACACUUGCAUGCACGUGCAAGUUCUUCAUCGCAGCCGCAAAAUAAACGGCCGCCACGGAAAGUGCCGCCUCAAGAACUUCCUCACAUGGUGGGGCUACUGAAAUCAAAACCAAUAGCCCCACGGCUGGCUCACCCCGUGAAGCCAGUGAAGACAGAGUCCCCAAAAUCACGAGAGAGGUGUAAUAUAGAACCGAAGGAUAGCACUCCCAAGAAGCAGAAGCAAUGCAACUGUAAAAAUUCUAGAUGCUUGAAGUUGUAUUGUGAGUGUUUUGCUGCUGGUAGUUACUGUGAUAACUGUAACUGCAUCAACUGUCACAACAAAAUAGAACAUGAGGCUGAUAGGAAGGGAUCGAUUGACGCAAUUCUAGAGAGAAAUCCCAAUGCGUUUACACCAAAGAUAGCUAAUAGUCCACAUGGAGCUACAGAUGGUGGGGUAGAGCACAAGAAAGGAUGCAAUUGCAAGAAAUCUGGGUGCCUCAAGAGGUACUGUGAGUGCUUCCAGGCGAAUAUUCUAUGCUCUGACAAAUGUAAAUGCAUGGACUGCAAAAACUUUGAAGGAAGUGAAGAAAAGAAAGCUCUUUCUCAGGGGCAUCCUGAACAUCAAUUGAUGUCCAUCCAACAAGCAGCCAAUGCAGCCAUCAAUGGAGCCAUUGGGACCCCACCAAGCAGGAAGAGUAGAAAUCACCAAAUCGAUUUCAGGGAAACUUGCUCCACAUCCUAUGCCUCUUGUUCGCCAUUAUCUGUUCAUGUUUCUAAACUUGCCUCUUCAAUGACAUUGGAAUCUUCCAAACCCUCUUACAGGGCUCCUUUAGCUGGAAUUCUCCAGUUACAACAUGUGAAGGACUUUUGCAGACUCUUGGUUGAAGUUUCCGCAGAAGCAGCCAAGAGUCUUUCAGAAGAAAAGAAAAUGAUCAACAGUGGCAUAGAUGUGAAUGUGACCGAAACUUCAGUUGCUUCAUCACAUGAAGAUGGUAAAGGCGAUCAAAAUGAACAUGAUUCUCUGGGAUUAUGUGGAAACCAAGAAAAUGGGCUUCAAAUUUUGUUGUCUGAAUCCGAUGGCUCUUGUAUUCGAAACAGAAGACCAUUGUCCCCAGAAACUCUCGCAUUAAUGUGCGAUGAAGAGGAUACAGUAUUUUUGUCCACUAGCACCCCACCUACAACCACACAGUCCACCCUCGGCCUCAAUCCUUUCUAUGUUGAACAAGAAAGGCUUGUACUAAUGAGGUUUCGCAGUUUUUUGAACAGACUCAUCACGUGUGGCUGCAUAGAAGAAACAAAAAUAGGACGAGAAGCCGACUAGGACUCGUGCAGCUAUCUAUCUGCUGACUGAUGAACACAUACAGAUUCCAAAGUUCUGUCUGAGUUGAAAAACUGGACAAUAUUACUGCAGGAGUAAUGUAGCUUUGAGUAGAAGCUGGCAAUUUUGGGUCCUAAUAUAGGGGACUGGUGAUGCAACAACUUUUCUAUUUUCUUGGUUCUUGUGUUAUAUAAUUGCUAAUCAGCAGACUCUUGUAUGUAGCAAUAAUCAGGGUUGUAUUAGAUUAGAAAAAAAAAAGAAAAAAAAGGGUCAGGGUUGUCUAUUUUACUUUGAAAUGAAAAAUUCCUUCUUCACCAAUCACCAUAUGUACGUAUGUUUGGAAGAAAGGUUGAGGGUAAUUGUUAUUAAACAAUUAUAAGGUCUUUUUUCUGCAACUGUAUCCAGAUUGUCAGUCACUCGCUACAUAUGAUUCAUACGAUCUCAAA